AUGCGGAGAACCAGCCGCCACCGAAAAGCUGCUAUAGGGGGCCCCUCCUCUCUCACUGUGCAGCACAGCAGCAGCAGCAGCAGCAGCACCAGCAGCAGCAAGCAUGAGUCCUUAGGCUGGCAGCAGGAGAUGCAGCGGCCGCAGGGAGGUGGGGGCAGCAGCAGCACAACGCGUCGUGCACCCAGCAGCAACACCGAAUGCAGCAGCAGCCCACCGCCACAGCAGCAGCAGCAGCAGCAGCAGCAGCGCAGCAGCAGCAGCAGCAGCAAACGGCUGACGCGGUCUAGCCAGGGAUAA
Messenger RNA from Eimeria tenella, 297 nucleotides. RefSeq lists its product as uncharacterized. The transcript has a single exon. Lineage: Eukaryota; Apicomplexa; Conoidasida; Eucoccidiorida; Eimeriidae. Bases 1 to 297 code for a protein of 98 amino acids. The record is from RefSeq and is a predicted model, not a curated record.